Messenger RNA from Marchantia polymorpha subsp. ruderalis, 1786 nucleotides. Lineage: Eukaryota; Viridiplantae; Streptophyta; Marchantiopsida; Marchantiales; Marchantiaceae. The record is from the annotation of a GenBank genome assembly.
GAAGCAGUGCAAUGGAAUCAGAGAGCAGAAGGAUCGCAGACACCAUAGACUCAUUCUCAGCGACAUCUCGAUGGUACAGAACAGCGGUUACAUGAACGUGAUUACAGGCGUCAGGAGUUCAGAUGGGAGUUUGAAGACUGACGGUUUAAAUGAGGUUCCAGAAGAAAAGGUUUCCGACGCACUUGCAACUGAGACGGCACCUAUGUUCGCCAAUCGCAUCAAUGACGAACUGUUUGUGCUGUAUGAACCAUCGUAUGGACCUUACGACAUGGAGAUAAUAUUUGUGCACGACCUAUAUACUGAAGGCUCUGAAGAUGCCUGGAAAACCACAUGGACCAACGACGAUGGCACAUGCUGGCCGAGAGAAUUCUUGGGAAAAAAGUUCCCAAGAGCUCGUAUAUUAUCGGUGUCUUAUGAUGCUUGUGUGAUUACGAAUAGUACCCAGGGCCGAAUGAAUUCCUUGUUCACCAUUGCAGAAAAUCUAAUGGUCAACUUUUUCCUUCCAAGAAGCAAGGUUGGGUUGACAUCCAACUGCCCAGUUUUGUUCGUCGGACAUGGUCUGGGAUGCUUCGUCAUUAAGAAUCUCAUGCUCAAAGCGAGUGAACAAUUUGCGGAGAACGAAGAGAAAAGGAGGAAAUUUUUGGAAAACGUAGGUGGCUUUGUGUUCUAUUCUCCUUUCAACUCCGGAGUCAAAUGGGACCUGUAUGCCAAUGAGUCUGGUCAAAGUAAUACACUGACGGACUACUUAAGACCACACAGCGCAGAACUCAGUCGACUCAAUGAAGCUUUCGCAAGCCUUCGACGCCGUAUGCAGGAGAGGCGGAACUCAAGGAACUUGUGGACGGUCUUGACAAUCUGCGAGUCACAUGAAACAGCAUCAAGCAGCCGUGGCCGCUCGCAAAGAUCAGGAACCUUUGUCACAGAGGCAACGGCCAGAUUCGAUUGCGAACAAUUCCGAUUUGGAGUUGGUGACCAUUUCGGAGUCUGCAAACAUCAGUCAACAGGAGACGUUGGAUAUCAAUGCGUCGAAAAUUGGCUGGAUUCUAUCCUGAAGAGUCAAAGAAAGCCUAGACCCUACUCCAUGCCCAAAUUUGAUGGGACAGAUGAUGAAAACGUUUUGAAGGCAUUUUAUCCCCAAUUUGAUGGGACAGAUAAUGAAAACGUUUUGAAGGCAAUUUCUCCCCAAUUUGAUGGGACAGAUCAUGAAAACUUGUUGAAGGCUUUUCUUCCCCGCGAGCCGUUCAUGGACCCUUCUCCUGACAAACUCCCUUCCUACAAUUCCGGAGAACUCGUUCUCAAGUUUUUGUCAGACAUUGUUACAGGACAGGACUAUGAAGCAGCCCUUCUAAAGUUUAGUUCAGACAUGGAUUCACUAAAAGAACAGGCGUAUGAAGCAGCCGUUCUAAAGUUUUGUCCAGACAUUGACGUUUUGAAGGCAAUUUCUCCCCAAUUUGAUGGGACAGAUCAUCUUGGAACGAAGUGCUAGAAACCACUGAUGAUAAUCAGUUUCUGUGUACUGCAAGGUGUGACUAUAUAUAAACAUAUAUAAAGGAGCAAAGGUCCUAAACUCUAAACCUUAAAACUUAAACCUACCCCUAGACAUAAUCUCUGUAAGAAUACCAUUCCUGGAGUGCAAAAGACUUAUUCCAGAAUAUGAAUAGACUUCAAGGCCAAGGUAGUAUCUAUGCUGGUUAAAUUUCAAUCUAGGAAGUGAUUUGGUCAGCAUGUCCGCCGGGUGUAAUUUGGUAGAGAGGGAUUGAACUGUAAUUUCUCCAAGAGUCAUCCG